Messenger RNA from Mus caroli (Ryukyu mouse), 1340 nucleotides. It is a transcript of the gene Tbcb, whose product is annotated as tubulin folding cofactor B. Gene Ontology annotation, cellular component: microtubule plus-end; nucleus; cell cortex. The record is from RefSeq and is a predicted model, not a curated record. Gene Ontology annotation, biological process: post-chaperonin tubulin folding pathway; tubulin complex assembly; cytoplasmic microtubule organization. NCBI's taxonomy places the organism in Eukaryota, Metazoa, Chordata, Mammalia, Rodentia, Muridae. Gene Ontology annotation, molecular function: alpha-tubulin binding; microtubule plus-end binding.
UCUGGCUGACGGCUUGCGUCGAUCCUUUGAUACCCUCUGCUACUCACUCCCGAUUUCGGAACCUUGCUUCCCAACUCCGAGUGGAAUGGAUCUAGGACAAGGGCUGGGACUAUGAUGCGCGACGUCAUCCGCAAGGCGCUGAGCGUGAACGAGAGAACCCACUGCCCUCUUCUUGGCCCAAGGCCAGUGCACAUGCGCCGAACUUACACUCGGCGGACCGGGACAACUCCAGCCAUUCUUCCCGGCUUCGGCCUCCUCCCGCCCUCCUCGCCACGGAAGGCCCCUCGGGAUUGGUUAGACGUACCCGAGAAUCCGCCUGUCCGUGGAGAAAGAACGACAGCGAUUGGCUGGCCAUGUUAGGUGGAGAGCUUGCAUUGGUCAGCUCCGGAACAAGGGGCGGGACUUAUAUCCCAGAAGCAGCGGCGGCCACUGCGGAGCCGGUGUGAGACGGCUGAACCGCUCCGCGGGCCACUCCGGGGCGCAGCGAGAUGGAGGUGACGGGGAUAUCGGCGCCCACCGUGACGGUUUUCAUCAGCAGCUCCCUCAACAGCUUCCGUUCGGAGAAGCGAUACAGUCGUAGCCUCACCAUCGCAGAGUUCAAGUGUAAACUGGAGCUGGUGGUGGGCAGCCCUGCUUCCUGCAUGGAACUGGAGCUAUAUGGAGCUGACGACAAGUUCUACAGCAAGUUGGAUCAGGAGGAUGCACUGCUGGGCUCCUAUCCUGUGGAUGACGGCUGUCGCAUCCAUGUCAUUGACCACAGCGGCGUCCGGCUCGGAGAGUAUGAGGAUGUGUCCAAAGUGGAGAAAUACGAGAUCUCACCAGAAGCUUACGAACGGAGGCAGAACACAGUUCGAUCCUUCAUGAAACGCAGCAAGCUAGGUCCGUACAAUGAAGAACUCCGGGCCCAGCAAGAGGCAGAGGCUGCCCAGCGUCUCAGUGAGGAGAAGGCCCAAGCCAGUGCCAUCUCUGUGGGGAGCCGUUGUGAGGUGCGGGCACCCGGCCAGUCCCUUCGCAGGGGCACUGUCAUGUAUGUAGGACUCACAGAUUUCAAGCCAGGCUACUGGGUUGGUGUCCGAUAUGAUGAGCCAUUAGGAAAAAACGAUGGCAGUGUGAAUGGGAAACGCUACUUUGAAUGCCAGGCCAAGUAUGGUGCCUUUGUAAAGCCAUCAGCUGUCACCGUAGGAGAUUUCCCAGAGGAGGACUAUGGGUUGGACGAGAUGUGACAGUAACUGGAAGGAGGCCCCGCCCCUUCCGGCCCCGCCCCUGACACAGCCCCUCUGAAUGCCUGUGGCCCUUUUCCUCUGAGAUUUGUGCAUUAAAUUAAACAGAAUUCAGAAGGU